GGGCGCGACGAGCGGGACCCCCGCGGGGAACGGCGACUCCCCCUCCCGGCCCCCACCCCCGCUUUGCCCCGCCCCGGCCUCUCCCCGCGAGGACCCUCAGGCGGCGCGCGGGCAGCCCCGGCUGGGCCCGGCAGAGGCGGCGGCGGCGGCGGCGCGCUCUGAAGAGUCAUCCUGCCGGAUCCCUUUGCGAGUCCUCUCAAAAAAAUGGCUGACCCAACCGGUGCCAUGGACGCGCGUCUGAACCAGGCAGCGGGGCCGAGAAGAUAGAAAUGAAACAGCUGUGAAAGAGGACAGGCCCACCGUGGACAUGAGUCGCUCGGCUGCAGACACCCCCCCGCCAGAGGAGACGCCAGCGGAGGCCUCGGCCACCGUGCCCCCCCAGGGAGAGGGCGGGACGGCCCUGGGGGUCAUCACGGAAGGGGUGGGCGAGCUGGCUGUCAUCGACCCCGAGGUGGCCCAGAAGGCCUGUGAGGAGGUUCUGGAGAAGGUCAAGUCCCUGCACUGCGUCUCCCCAGACGGUUCCAUCCGCCCCAAGGACAGGAAGGCCGGCGGCCGCUGGCCGGGCCUGAACGGCGAGUGCUGCGAGAUCAAGUGUCUGGACGACCCGCCCGACAAGAUCUGGGAGGAGGACGAGCACCCCCCAAACUCGGUGAAGGGGGUCCGCCGGCGCCAGAAGAACAACUCCGCCAAGCAGUCCUGGCUGCUGCGCCUCUUUGAGUCCAAGCUCUUCGACAUCUCCAUGGCCAUCUCCUACCUCUACAACUCCAAGGAGCCCGGCGUGCAGGCCUACAUCGGCAACCGCCUCUUCUGCUUCCGCAACGAGGACGUGGACUUCUACCUGCCCCAGCUGCUCAACAUGUACAUCCACAUGGACGAGGACGUGGGCGACGCCAUCAAGCCCUACAUCGUGCACCGCUGCCGGCAGAGCAUCAACUUCUCGCUGCAGUGCGCCCUCCUGCUGGGCGCCUACUCCUCCGACAUGCACAUCUCCACCCAGCGCCACUCGCGCGGCACCAAGCUGCGCAAGCUGAUCCUCUCCGACGAGCUCAAGCCGGCCCCCCGCAGGAGGGAGCUGCCCCCCCUGGUCCCGGCCCCCGAGGCCGGGCUGUCCCCCACCAAGCGGACUCACCAGCGCUCCAAGUCGGACGCCACCGUCAGCAUCAGCCUGGGCAGCAACCUGAAGCGCACGGCCAGCAACCCCAAGGUGGAAAACGAGGACGAGGAAGUGUCAUCGAGCUCCGAAAGUCUCGAUAGAUCCUUUUGUUCCCCCGUCCGGUUGGCCCCCGAGCGAGAGUUCAUCAAGUCGCUGAUGGCCAUCGGGAAGCGGCUGACCACGCUGCCCACCAAGGAGCAGAAGACGCAGCGGCUGAUCUCCGAGCUCUCCCUGCUCAACCACAAGCUGCCCGCCCGGGUCUGGCUGCCUUCCGCCGGCUUCGAGCACCACGUGGUGCGGGUGCCCCACACCCAGGCGGUGGUCCUUAACUCCAAGGACAAGGCUCCCUACCUGAUCUACGUGGAGGUGCUUGAAUGCGAGAACUUCGACACCACGAACGUCCCGGCCCGGAUCCCCGAGAACAGGAUCCGCAGCACCCGCUCGGUGGAGAACCUGCCCGGCUGCGGCAUCACCUACGAGCAGCGCGCCAGCAGCUUCACCACGGUGCCCAACUACGACAACGACGACGAGGCCUGGUCUGUGGACGACAUUGGGGAGCUGCAGGUGGAGCUGCCCGAGAUACACACCAGCAGUUGUGACAACAUCUCGCAGUUCUCCGUGGACAGCAUCACCAGCCAGGAGAGCAAGGAGCCGGUGUUCAUCGCUGCGGGGGACAUCAGGCGGCGUCUCUCCGAGCAGCUGGCCCACACCCCCACCUCCUUCAAGAGGGACCCCGAGGACCCCUCAGCCGUUGCCCUGAAGGAGCCCUGGCAGGAGAAAGUGAGGAGGAUCCGAGAGGGCUCCCCUUAUGGACACCUGCCCAACUGGCGGCUCCUCUCCAUGAUCGUCAAGUGUGGGGACGACCUCCGGCAGGAGCUGCUGGCCUUCCAGGUGCUCAAGCAGCUGCAGGCCAUCUGGGAGCAGGAGCGGGUCCCCCUGUGGAUCAAGCCCUACAAAAUCCUGGUCAUCUCGGCUGACAGCGGCAUGAUCGAGCCGGUGGUCAACGCCGUCUCCAUCCACCAGGUGAAGAAGCAGUCUCUGCUCUCCCUGCUGGAUUUCUUCCUGCAGGAGCACGGCCAGUACACCUCCGAGGGCUUCCUCACCGCCCAGCGCAACUUCGUGCAGAGCUGCGCCGGCUACUGCCUGGUCUGCUACCUGCUGCAGGUGAAGGACAGGCACAAUGGCAACAUCCUGCUGGACGCCUACGGCCACAUCAUCCACAUCGACUUUGGCUUUAUCCUGUCCAGCUCCCCCCGGAAUCUGGGUUUCGAAACCUCGGCCUUCAAACUGACCGCCGAGUUUGUGGACGUGAUGGGUGGCAUCGGGGGAGACAUGUUCAACUACUACAAGAUGCUGAUGCUGCAGGGCCUGAUCGCCGCCCGGAAGCAUAUGGACAAGGUGGUGCAGAUCGUGGAGAUCAUGCAGCAAGGCUCCCAGCUGCCCUGCUUCCACGGCUCCAGCACCAUCCGGAACCUGAAGGAGCGCUUCCACAUGAAUAUGACGGAGGAGCAGCUGCAGGUGCUGAUCGAGCAGCUGGUGGACGGCAGCAUGCGCUCGCUCACCACCAAGCUCUACGACGGGUUCCAGUACCUCACCAACGGCAUCAUGUGAUGGCCAGAGCUGGACCUUCCCCUCCGGCCCCUCCCCCUCCUCCCAGCCCAGGACGGACAGCACGGAGGCAGCUGGGCUGGGCCUCUCCAGGGAGGGGGCGUCACCCCAUGAAGGAGCCCGGGGAGACUUUGGACUGCAAAGGUGGGGGCGUUACCCCCCUCGCCCCGUGAAGGAUCAUGCUUAAGGACCUUGUCAAGAUUUAUCUCUGGAGGAAGGACAGAAACGGGGGCCGGUCUGCCCCUGGUGCCCCUUCCUCGAACCUUUUUUAUUUCAGUAUUACAGUUCUCCUCCUCCUCCAUGUCCCCUGCUUUCCAGCCCCUCACCUGUGUGUCGGGGGGGGGGUCCCAGGUGGGAGAUGGGAGGGGGGAGCCCCCACCGGGAAGACCUGCAAGGCUCCCUCGGUGUUUAGGGCUCUGCUUCUCCCGUGCAGUUGGGGAGCGCUCUCCCACCUCCAGACUCGCACAGGGCGAGAGAGAAUGUGUGUGUGUGUGUGUGUGUGUGUGUGAAUACCUUGUGUCAGUAAUGACCCCCCCCCCCUUUUCCUCUGCCUAUUUUCCUCCCAGACAGUUGAAUGCAAGGAGGGGGUGCAAAGAAUUUUUCACUGCUUGAAGCACAACUCCAGCCUCUCUUAAAAUGAGGCUGGGGGCACUGGCAGGACAUCUCCCCCCCCCUUUGGAUUUUGGCCUGGCAAGGGAUGGGGAAGGUGGGGAACUUAGGAUGCAGAUGAUUGGUGAAAGCUUCAAGCCCCCUCCUCCCCCGGGCUGCUGCAGGAAAUUAGGUGUCCGCAAAUAUUCCCUGGGGAGCAUCGCCCCCUUUAAUGGGCCUGUUCCAUGUCCUUCCCCUUGGGGGGGGCUUCAGACCCCACAACUCCCAGGCCUGCCCUUGGCCAAGCCAGCUUCCUUCUCCCACUGUCUCGCUCUCUCUAGGGUUUCUCCCCCUCCUUACAGGCAGACACACACACACACACACACACACCGGUUGCCAUUGUGGAAAAGGGUCCCCCCAAUCUCCGUGCAGGAUCCGUUUGCAAUAUGAAUUUUGGGCACAGCUCUGCCAUUCUCGUAAGGAGGGGUCCCUUUGCGAUUGUGUGUGUGUGUGGGGGGGAGACUCUCUUUUGUUGAUCCUUGGAUUCGCCGAAACUGUGACUGUUUGGUCCUCCACGGCCCAAAGGAAGCCCUAAUAUGAAUUUGGUUCGAGAGCAACGGGUUCCAAAAACCAGGCAACAUCAGUGUCUGUUUUCCUGUCUUCCCUCCCCCCCCCCGUCCAAUCUCCCACCCCCUUUCUCAACAUGAACUUUUUUUCACACUGUA
Messenger RNA from Crotalus tigris (Tiger rattlesnake), 4074 nucleotides. RefSeq names its product phosphatidylinositol 4-kinase beta (gene PI4KB). Gene Ontology annotation, cellular component: membrane; cytoplasm. Gene Ontology annotation, biological process: phosphatidylinositol-mediated signaling; phosphatidylinositol phosphate biosynthetic process. Gene Ontology annotation, molecular function: 1-phosphatidylinositol 4-kinase activity. The transcript is spliced from 13 exons. Lineage: Eukaryota; Metazoa; Chordata; Lepidosauria; Squamata; Viperidae. The record is from RefSeq and is a predicted model, not a curated record. The coding region runs from base 308 to 2764 and encodes 818 amino acids.